AUGGAGAAGCAGGUUGUCAGCACUGUUGAAGCUUUUGAGAGGGACCUUGAUGAGGACUCAGAACCGGUUUUAGGGGCUGAUACAGAAUCUGUCAGGGAGUCUGGUCCAUACUGGGAGGUUUCGGCUAGUGAAAUUCAGUGCGUCAGGAAACUCCUGAACGUUGAGCCCCACUGUACGGAUAUCUUCGCCAGAUUCCUGGCCGGGAGUUGCAAGCGGAGUGCUAGCGUGGUUUUGGACACAGUGAAGAGGCUGAAACUGCUGAACUCGCCCCAAGAGCAGAUUAGGAGUGAACUGCAAGCGAUCCGGGAAAAGAGGGGGGAUGAGGUUGGAGCAGCGCUGCGAGUUGCUGGAUUACCCGAGGGAUCUUACUCGAACCCUUGGCCGGAUUAUGAGUCCGUUCGCAAAUACAUCUAUACGUCCGAAGACAUCUCGUUGGAGGAGGUGAUCCGCUGUCAGCAGAAAGCCUUAAAAACGGCGAAGGCAAGGAAGGGCGCAGAAGGUGAGGCAAGACGCGGCGGCGGCGCUGGGAAGAAAACGACCGCGCCAAGUGGAAGGCGUAGCAAGAGGUAAAAAGUAGUAUGGGUCGUUGAUCGACAUAAGAUGAUGCGCACCCUCGAAGUUGGCGGGAAGUGAAAACAGCGCCAUGCGAGAUGCAAAGAGACGGCAGAAAGUGUAGUCAGCCUGUGGGUACUCCGGAUGUGCCUACACAUGUGAGGUUGGUUUGCAAUUUUCAAGCUUAGAGCCCCUUUGUCUCUUCGCUGCUUAGAAGAGUUGACUCGGCUACUGUGCCACGUACUCUGACGCCGUUGCUUUCCGGAACAACGGCUCGAACCCUUUGCUUUGUGAACAUUGAUGCAACAUUCUAUAUAAACGCAAAGCAUAGCAUCCA
Klebsormidium nitens is the source of this 889-nucleotide messenger RNA. Lineage: Eukaryota; Viridiplantae; Streptophyta; Klebsormidiophyceae; Klebsormidiales; Klebsormidiaceae. The record is from the annotation of a GenBank genome assembly.